AUGCGCCGGCGGCACACCACGGGACCUUCUCUCGGCGCCAGCGCGUACACGAGGGGCCAGAGGGAAAAGCCGCGCACCGGCGCAAUCACACUGCGGGAGUCUGGGGGCAGCCGGUGGCAAACAAUUUACCAGUACUUUGGAGUUUCCUCCAGGGGGUGUUUGGAGAGGCAGGAGAUAAGCACAUUUAAUAAAGAAAUAAAUACCCAGACCGACACAGGGCUGCUAUCCCUGGAGGGAGGCACGGAGCAGUACUCAGAGGAGGCGUGCAACUUCCGUGAGACGGUCCUCCACGAUGGCUACAACCUCUACUACUCCGAACACUACGACAUCCCUGUCAGCCUCAGCUCGAGGGGGGCCCUAUCGCGGAACCGUCAGCUACCCCCGUUCUCCCAGUUCUUGCCCUUGGUCAACCGGAUCCCUCUCGACCCUGUGUUUGUUGACUAUGACUUCUAUGAACAAGAGCUGGACGUCGAGUCUGCUGAUCCCUUGAGCAUGAUGGGCCAAGCCCCCGGCUUCAUGAGCCCCAGUUAUGUCUUUUGA
This is a messenger RNA of Gekko japonicus, 540 nucleotides long. RefSeq names its product fibroblast growth factor 19-like. The record is from RefSeq and is a predicted model, not a curated record. The coding region runs from base 1 to 540 and encodes 179 amino acids. The transcript has 3 exons. Lineage: Eukaryota; Metazoa; Chordata; Lepidosauria; Squamata; Gekkonidae.